Plasmodium vivax (malaria parasite P. vivax) is the source of this 1023-nucleotide messenger RNA. RefSeq lists its product as hypothetical. Bases 1 to 1023 code for a protein of 340 amino acids. The transcript has a single exon. Lineage: Eukaryota; Apicomplexa; Aconoidasida; Haemosporida; Plasmodiidae. The record is from RefSeq and is a predicted model, not a curated record.
AUGAAGAAGGGGGAGGAGAGCAUACCGGGGAAAAAAGCCCGGGGGGGAAAAAACGAAAAGGAUCUGCAAAGGUAUAUGGACGAACUGUGGGGGUUCGCCCCCAGUUCGGGAGAUGAAAAGGACAUAGCAAAGGAGGAGCCUGUAAAACGAGAUGGUGACGGGGUGGAGACCCCUUCGGAGGAAUCGGAAGGUGAAACGAAUGAUGAACGGGGAGGAAAAAAGGUGAGGAAGCUCCACCCUCGAAUGCUGCCUCAUCACAUAAAUCAUGAGGAGAAGACUUACUUUGGUGGGGAUGCUAACCCCAUAUGUGAAAGUCGCAGUGGUAAAACCAGCAGUGGAAACUAUUGCGAUGGGGAAGGCCCCCCAGCUGAAGGGAAGAAGAGAAAAGGGAAAAGGGGAAAAAACCACCCAAGUGAAGAAUUGACUCCCCAAAAUGAAAAGGACAACUUUUACCCAAGGGAUGAUAAAAGGAGGAAAAAAGAGGAGGAUAGGCAGAAAGUUGCAAAGGGGGCAAAUUAUAAGGAAGACGAAGAAGAGGUUCCCUCUUGGAGAACCCCCCUUUUGAAGGGGACUAAGCCAAAUGCAGUGAAGGAGAAGCGCAAUGAGUGGGAAAAUCGAUCAUAUGGGGAACCAAAGAAAAUGAAGAAACCCCCCCCUGAUGAAGCCGCCCUACUAAAUAGAAAAACCAUUUUGAAAGAAAAAAUGGAAGCCAAAAAAGAGUUCAUGAGUGUGGUUCACGAAAUCAGAAAGUUGACUCUGCCUCAUUUGGAUAAAUUUCAAAAAAAAAUUGUGGAAAAUCAUCAAGUAAAAAUGCUCGGAGGUAAAUUUGACAAAAGUCCCAAGGUUCAUUAUCCGGAGCUUAUGUUUCGAAAGAAGUCCAUAAAAAGGUACAUCCAGGAGAGAAGCGAGCGAGAUAGGAUGAUGGGCGUGAAGACGCAGACCGGGAACUACAUUGAUAUGCAGGACGUAAUUCGGCGGAAAAAAAGGAUGAAGAAGGAGAAGACUUCGUCCAAGUUGUUUUAA